Molecule: messenger RNA, 2057 nt
Organism: Acipenser ruthenus (sterlet)
Lineage: Eukaryota; Metazoa; Chordata; Actinopteri; Acipenseriformes; Acipenseridae
Gene: p2rx4a
Product: purinergic receptor P2X, ligand-gated ion channel, 4a
Exons: 12
Coding region: 116-1306 (396 amino acids)
Biological process (GO): response to ATP; monoatomic cation transmembrane transport
Cellular component (GO): plasma membrane; nuclear inner membrane
Molecular function (GO): purinergic nucleotide receptor activity; extracellularly ATP-gated monoatomic cation channel activity; ATP binding
Source: RefSeq, a predicted model, not a curated record
ACAGAGCUGUGAACAUUGUCCUCUUGUGGUUUGUGUGACUCCAUCUGAAAGUCUUGUGACUGGUCUGGUGGGAAAGUGUAAUCGUUUUCUACAGUCAGCGCAUUGUUAAACAGACAUGUCUUUUUCAUGCGGUUGCUGCAGAAUUCUUGGCCCGGUGCUUUUUGAAUACGACACACCGAGAAUAGUGUCAAUUAAAAGCAGAAAGGUCGGACUAAUAAACAGACUUGUACAGCUGGGGAUCUUAGCGUAUGUGAUUGGCUGGGUGUUUGUUUGGCAGAAAGGUUACCAGCAGUUUGACUCGGUCAUCAGUUCAGUCACAACCAAGGUGAAGGGCGUCGCAGUGACCAACACCACUGACCAGGGAGUGAAGAUCUGGGAUGUGGCUGAUUAUAUUAUCCCACCACAGGAAGAGACUUCCUUUUUUGUGAUGACAAACCUGAUCAUGACUCUGAACCAACAGCAGGGGCGCUGUCCUGAGAUGCCAGAGGACAGCCCGCACUGUAUCUCAGACAGUAACUGCACUGCAGGAGAACAAUCGCCUAGAAGCAAUGGUAUUCAGACUGGAAAAUGUGUUCCUGUCAACAGUAGCACAGCUGUUCACACCUGUGAAGUACUUGCUUGGUGUCCCUUGGAGAAUGAUGUUGACCUCUCUCACCACCCUGCCCUUCUGAAAGAUGCAGAACAAUUUACAGUACUAAUAAAGAACAACAUCAGAUAUCCCAAAUUUAACUUCACCAGGAGAAAUAUUUUGCCGCAUAUUAACGGCAGCUAUCUGAAGCAAUGUGUAUUUAACCGGACGACUGACCCAGACUGUCCCAUCUUCAGACUGGGAGACAUUGUCCGAGAGGCUGGGGAGGACUUCCAGGAGAUCGCUGUGGAGGGUGGAGUGAUGGGAAUCCAGAUUAAAUGGGAUUGUGAUCUGGAUCAGUCGGUCUCCAAGUGUGUCCCCCAGUACACCUUCCGCAGGCUGGACAACAAGGAUGUGCAGAACACAGUGGCACCUGGAUACAACUUCCGGUUUGCCAAAUAUUAUAAGGGUCCUGGCGAGGUUGAAUCCAGAACACUGAUCAAGGCUUAUGGAAUUCGCUUUGAUGUCAUGGUGUUUGGAAAGGCAGGGAAAUUUGACAUUAUUCCAACGAUGAUAAACAUUGGCUCAGGACUGGCACUUCUGGGAGUGGCUACAGUUCUGUGUGAUGUGAUUGUCCUGCACAUACUGAAGAAGAAGACUUUUUACAGAGAAAAGAAAUACAAAUACGUAGAAGACUAUGACUUGGUAGGAAAUUCACCUGAAUGUGAAACCCCCUAGGCAGUCUUUCACAGAGGUGUCACAUAACCAGGCAGGGCUGCUCAUCGAGCUCCGCACUCUGUGGAAACCAAGCGCACAUUGUGCAUGAACUGAGGAUGAUGUGUUAACCUUGCCUCAGACGAGCCCUACUCACAUGCUGUACCCACCUGUAUCACAAUGCUAGAACCCAGCUGAUGAUCAUGAAACCUGAAUAGAUGGUCUGUUCACUUAGUUAAGAAACAUUCAGAACAGCUGAGUAUCAAAGUAUUUUAUUCCACAAGAAAAUUGGAAAAAAACAUUACCAUAUUGAAAUGACUUGGGUAUAUGACAGGCUGCAUAGCACAGUGCAUACUUUUGCCCGUCAACAAAAGGAGGUGGAACUAAUCUUAAUCCCUUAUGAAGUGCAGUGACUACACGAUUCCUAACCUGAACUGAUUGUACUUGUGCAGAAUCUCUUGUAUCUGGAUUCAUUGUCAAAUGUAUUUUUUUGUUUUCUAUUCACUGGAGAAUUUAUUGAAAAUCUUUUUUUCACUUGUUAUAAAAUAAUACCUGUUUUUUUAUUAAUGUUUUUAAUAUAUAUAUAUAUAUAUAUAUAUAUAUAUAUAUAUAUAUACACACACACUGUAUAAUGUGGUUAUAGAAAAUUACUAUGCCAUCUAAUAGGAUAUUUGCAUUGCACAAUGUUACAACUGUAGUCGGGAUCCUAAACGAAAAAUCAAACCCGACUUAUUUUUUUAACAUUAAAAUUGUGGGUUGUGUUGUUGCCCAUUAA